AGGCAGAGCAGAAAGUACCAUUCUGCGUGCGCUGAUUGUUAAUACACUACGUUUCUUUCAUUAUCUCUGAAAGCAGAGAGUUCAGGCUCACAGUGUCCAUCCUGACUGCCUUGAUCUACUGAGAGAAGCACAUCUGCCUUUAUCACAGCAGCGCUUGGAAUUUUAGUGGACCCCCUUGCAAUGUUUAGUUUAUUCUGACGUUUGAGAGAUUGGAUUCUCUUUGUUCUGUGAUCUCAAAAAAUCCUCAACCCCCUGGCCCCUAAUUGCUGUAUUUGAUAUGUAAAAUGGAAAUAACCCAGAACUUCUUAAUAAGCCCGCAGAGGCACGGAUUCAGCAAGGAAGCGAGCAUUUGUGGAGCAUCUGCUGUGCGCACGACACUGCUGGGCCCAGCACAGGCGUGAAUGAGGCGUGGCCCCUGCCCUCAAGGAAUAUGUGGCUUAGUGGUAGGAAAAGGCACGGCUGUUACCGGUGCCACGGUACAAGUUGAUGUAGGGUUGGACGUACAAAUGUAAGAGCUGCACGUAAGUUCUGCUGGCUGGUGGGAGGGGAAAUCAGGAGGCAGCAUAGUAUAGGGAAGAGAACGUUAGCUUUAGAGUCAGAAGAGCUGGGUUUAUGGAAUCUCACUUCUCUAUAUAUUAGUUGUGUGACCUUGAUUCCUCUGGGCCUGGGUUGCCUCAUCUAAAUAAAGGAAAUAAUGAUCCCUCCCCACCAUGGUCUACGUGAGUGUGGAAUUGUACACAUGAGUGUGGAACUGUACACAUGUGUGCGAUAGAGUUUAUCUGUCUGAGCUCUAGGGGCAAGGUCAUGUUCCUGAAUAAAAGGGCUGUUAGGCCGCUUGUGAUUGCUAAGACAGAAGAUUUUAUUUGAAGUAAAGAUCUCAGAUGAAACGCAAACAGGCAUCAGCAACCUCUCGAAGAUUUAAUCAUGUGGGCAACCUGCUGCAACUGGUUCUGCCUGGAUGGACAGCCUGAGGAGGCCCCACCGCCCCAGGGAGCCAGGACGCAGGCCUAUUCCAACCCUGGGUACAGCUCCUUCCCUUCUCCCACGGGCUCAGAACCAAGCUGUAAGGCCUGUGGGGCCCACUUUGCAAGCAUGGCCAGGAAGCAGACCUGCCUGGACUGUAAGAAAAACUUCUGCACGACCUGUUCAAGCCAAGUGGGGAACGGGCCCCGCCUCUGCCUUCUCUGCCAACGCUUCCGAGCCACAGCCUUUCAGCGGGAGGAGCUCAUGAAGAUGAAGGUGAAGGACCUGAGGGACUAUCUCAGCCUCCAUGACAUCUCUACUGAAAUGUGCCGGGAGAAGGAGGAGCUGGUGUUCUUGGUGCUUGGCCAGCAGCCUGUAAUCUCCCAGGAGGGCAGGACUCACGCCCCCACCUUGUCCCCGGACUUCCCCGAGCAGCAGGCCUUCCUGACACAGCCUCACACCAGCACAGUACCUCCUACCUCACCCAGCCUCCCUUCUUCACCCCCAGCCCAGGCUCAGGACCGGCAGCAGGCCAAUGGCCAUGUGUCUCAGGACCAAGAGGAACCUGUCUACCUGGAGAGCACAGCCAGAGCACCUGCUGAGGAUGAGACCCAGUCCGUCGACUCAGAGGACAACUUCGUCCCGGGCCGGAGGGCCUCUCUGUCUGACCUGACUGACCUGGAGGACAUUGAAAGUCUAACUGUGCGGCAGCUCAAAGAGAUCCUGGCUCGCAACUUCGUCAACUACAAGGGCUGCUGUGAGAAGUGGGAGCUGAUGGAGAGGGUGACGCGGCUGUACAAGGAUCAGAAGGGACUCCAGCACCUGGUGUGUGGUGCUGAAGACCAAAACGGAGCGGUGCCAUCCAGCCUGGAGGAGAACCUGUGUCGGAUCUGCAUGGACUCACCCAUCGACUGUGUUCUGCUGGAGUGCGGCCAUAUGGUCACCUGUACCAAGUGUGGCAAGCGCAUGAACGAGUGUCCCAUCUGCCGGCAGUAUGUGAUCCGAGCCGUGCACGUCUUCCGAUCCUGAGGGCUUGCACCGGCUUCUUCAGUGCCUUACAGGGACAUAGCCCAAGGUGUCUGGCCCCACAGUUGGCCAGCUUGCAGAGGGGCAGGCUAACAAGAAAAUUGGCAGUGUUCCCGAGACGAGGGCAAGCAUAGAUGCUGUGUCACCUCUGGGCAUGCCUGUCUUGCUUCAGAGGUGCACCUUGUGGCUGGCAUAGCCUGAGGCCAGUGGGAACUGGUACAGAUCGCACAGGCAAGUCCCUGUUUCAGUGAUCUUGGGGUGAGGAUGGUAACUGAUGAAGAGAGGACUUUCUGGAAUUUGGACCAUAUCUUCCUCCCUUCUUCUGAGAACCUAAACAGUUUCACCCUUCCUCCUGUAGCCCACCCAUCCCCCUGAGCUGUGGUGCCUCUGUUUCAGCCAUCAGAAGUCCUGGUAGAAAUGGCUUUCUUCUUCCCCAGCACGUCUGGAUUCAUUUCUGGCCUCUCUGGCUUUCUGUGCUUUAAUUGACCUUUGCUAAAGUCUUUUGCUACAUUACCUAAAAUCCAUUUGUUUCUUCAGACCAAAAAGAUGUUAGCUUACCAGACCAAUAGUGAUCCUCCUUAGGAUAGAAUUUGGACCAGUAAACUUAUUUCUGGUGAGAAAUGAAACACAAAUGCUAUUGAAAAAAUCUGGAGUCGUUAAAGAGUUGCUUCCUUAAGUGCUGGGAUUGGAAGCCAUCAGUCUCCUGACCUGACCUCAGGAGUAAGCAAAGUGGCUGGCUUUCAGACUGCUGGGAAGUUCCAGCGUCUGUGUGAGAGAUGGUUCAUGGGUCAUCUCUGCUUCUUCUCUUGGGGCCUGACUUUGUGCCAUCCUUAAUUUUAGUUUACGAGAAAAGGGAAAGCGUUGGGUGGAAGCUGUGGCUUUCUGCUUGGCUUUGACUUCUCCAGCAGCCUUAAAUCACUUUCCCCUGGGCAUGAGGUCCCGCUUUUCCAUGAGGUUUUAAACAUGGUGUCACAGAAGGCACAGACUUAAGCAAAGAGCCUUACUCUUCUCUAGCCAGACUUCUCAUGAAGUUCUAGGAGACCAAGCAUUUAAGACAGAGCACCUAGGAGUGUCAGAAGGUACUGAGCACGGCUGGAUUCAGCCCUUGAGCAGAUGGCUGGAAGUCUUAGCUCCCCAGGUUGGUGGGGAUUCCCUACUCCCAUUUCCUUUCUCAGCCUGCUGAUUGAGGGGCAGGUCGGGAAGAAGCAUUCUCUAGGCCCUCUAGGAAGGGCUGUGCAAUGAGUAGGUGAUGUUCUUGAGCGCUUAGGGUCUUUUCACCACUGGAAGAGCUGAAGUUUGCUGGAGAAGCUUCGCCAAGCACAAAUGUACAUACUGUGUACUAUCAGAAGAGCAGUGUGUGCCAGCGCUGUUACCACUGGAUGAGCUAUGCAAACCCUUAAAUACGAGGGCCUUGGCAGUCCCCCUCCCCACCCCCACCCCAUACAGCCAAGAUCUCUCAGACUAGAAGAACCAAUCAUAACUUUGGAAAACGGUGGGAAAGCCUCUAAGGGGACCUGUUUAUUGGUACAGACACGCUUAAUGCUUUCUCUCCAUCAACCACUAAGCCCUUUUGGGGGCAUGAAAUAAUUUUAUAAAGUGGUUGUCAGAUGAACACUGGACCACUUACCUUGACAUUAUAGCAAGUCCUGGAUGAUUUGAUUCUGGGCUACAGCCUUUGUAGGAACUGGGGGAAUCAAGAAAUUUCCCUGUAAAGAUAUCAUCUUUCACCUUUCUGCUGGACAGUAAAUACUGUAGUUUACAGUGCCUACCAGUUUAACAAAGGAUUCAGCUACUCCUCAGUUCCACUGUGAAGCAGGCCUACAUAUAUGCAGCUCAGUUACAACCUAGCAAUAACUUCAGGGCAGAAGCUGGCUGUCUCCCUGCUUAAAACUCACUUUCUCUGCUGAGGCCUUACCUCUCCCUACCUCCCAGUUUCCCUCUUAGGCCUGAGUUAAUAAUAUCCUGAUGGUUGGUUUGUAACCUCACUAAGAAUUAGAACUGAUGUCAUUUACUCAUUUUGGAGAAAGAACUUGCCUUGAAGUCUAACCUCUUUUGAUGAAGGUUUCCAUUUAGGAAAAAAAAGGUAUCAAACAGCUCCCCCCUUUUUUGUAUCUUCUUUAUUACCACACCAAAUAAAGGUUGGGAAUCCUGAGGUCCCAUUUCAGUUACUCUCUCACCUACAGGCAGGAAACUUGAUUUUCAUCCUUGAUUGCGCUCUCCUGCCCCUCAUGGGUCCUUGGUCUUAAUUAUCAUGGAAACACCUAAUUCUGCCAUUAUUCCGUGGCUUUUGCUGUGAUUGUUCUGAGAUUUCAGUUGAGACUUGUUUUCAAAGACAUGGACAGCUGACCGGUUCAUAAUACGCUGGAAUAGCUGGAUCCAGACUAGUAAGAAUAAGCUGUACAGGAAUUAGUGCUCAAUAUAGAUUGUAUAAAUUUGUUGAAAUCUUUUGGAUGUGAAUGUGUUAUUUCAAGUGGCUUAUAUUAAGAUUUUCUCAGACUUACUUGGGUGUUAAGAGCAAACCCAAAUGUGUAUUUUUUGUUACAGAGCUCUGCUUUAUAAUUUUGUAAUAAAAUUUCAAUACAGA
Hippopotamus amphibius kiboko is the source of this 4573-nucleotide messenger RNA. It is a transcript of the gene RFFL, whose product is annotated as ring finger and FYVE like domain containing E3 ubiquitin protein ligase. The coding region runs from base 925 to 1992 and encodes 355 amino acids. The transcript has 7 exons. Lineage: Eukaryota; Metazoa; Chordata; Mammalia; Artiodactyla; Hippopotamidae. Gene Ontology annotation, biological process: protein K48-linked ubiquitination; proteasome-mediated ubiquitin-dependent protein catabolic process; negative regulation of extrinsic apoptotic signaling pathway via death domain receptors. Gene Ontology annotation, cellular component: cytoplasm; plasma membrane. Gene Ontology annotation, molecular function: ubiquitin protein ligase activity. The record is from RefSeq and is a predicted model, not a curated record.